Molecule: messenger RNA, 4112 nt
Organism: Linum tenue
Lineage: Eukaryota; Viridiplantae; Streptophyta; Magnoliopsida; Malpighiales; Linaceae
Source: the annotation of a GenBank genome assembly
CAGCGCUGGUUAAGCACAAAAAAGCAUAAGCAUAAUCAGAAGAAUAAGAAGCAGAGGGGCCUUCACCUUCUUACGUCGUCCACGCGACGAAGAAAAAGUAGAGAACCUCUCAUCCCGCCGGCGGUACGGUCUCACCACGGGGACGGUUCAUCAAAGCGAAACGGAGGGCCUCGUUAACAGUCUGUGGUUACUCUAAUUUAUCGGAAAAAGCCGUAAUAAUGGUGAAGAAGAAACGCAAGGGCACCCAGUCCGGAGUUAGUGAACCCACCCGUAUUCGAAUUGGAGAUAUGCUCAGACGAUUUCGUGCUUCAGAAGAUCAAGUUCUCACUUUUGAAGCUGGCCUAUCAGACACAGAGCGUGCUCUGGUGCACAUGAUUUCAAGGAAGUUGGGAUUGAAAUCCAAGAGUAAAGGGAAAGGAAAUGAGCGCUGUGUUUCUGUUUCCAAGAAUCCAAAGAAGGAAAAGAAAAAAGGAAACAAUGAAAAUCUAAGCUGUUUGGCUUUUUCAGAAGGAUCACAAAUGAUCUUACAGGAUUUAUUUUCACGCUACCCUCCUGAAGAUGAAGACCUAAGUACUAGAUUGAUUCAGGAGAAUAGGGGUAAACAAGAAAGGAAAAGAGGGAAAGAUUCAAUGUUCUCUUUGCCCUUAUUAAGCAAAGAUGAGAUAAGAAAGAAGCUUAACUUGCUCAGUUCAAUGGUGAAAAAGGAUCCUCGUUUCAGACAGACUUUUGAAUCAAGGUCUAAGCUCCCUAUUGCAUCCUUUAGCGAAGUCAUCAGAUCUACUGUUGAUUCUAACCAGGUUGUUCUCAUAUCUGGCGAAACUGGUUGCGGGAAAACUACUCAGGUCCCACAAUUUUUGUUGGAUCAUCUCUGGAGCAGAGGAGAGGUGUGCAAAAUAGUAUGCACACAACCUCGGCGUAUCUCUGCAAUGUCAGUUGCUGAUAGAAUCUCUCAUGAAAGGGGCCAGAUUACUGGGGAUGAUGUUGGAUACAAGAUUCGGUUGGAAAGUAAGGGAGGCAGGCACUCAUCAAUUGUGUUUUGCACAAAUGGAGUUUUGCUUAGGGUGCUUGUUUCCAGUGGCACUAGUUUAUCCAAGUCUUCGAGCAAGCAUGAUGUAGAAGAUGAAAUCCAUGAGCGGGAUCGCUAUUCAGAUUUCAUGCUGACGGUUAUCAGAGACAUGCUUCCUUUAUAUCCUCACCUCCGACUGAUACUGAUGAGUGCUACUCUAGAUGCGGAAAGAUUUGCACAGUAUUUUGGCGGCUGCCCAGUUAUCCGUGUUCCUGGUUUCACUUAUCCUGUCAGAACGUUCUAUUUGGAGGAUGUACUUUCUAUCCUGAAAUCUUCAAGUGACAAUCAUCUUGCCUCCAGUGGGUGCUCUGAACUGACUGAGGAAGAUACUGCUGCUUUGGAUGAAGCUAUUAAUCUGGCUUGGUCAAAUGAUGAGUUUGAUCUUCUCAUGGAUUUGGUGUCCUCUGAAGGGAACCCAAAAAUUUAUAACUAUCAGCAUUCCUUGACUGGGUUAACCCCAUUGAUGGUCUUUGCUGGGAAGGGUAGAGUGGGGGAUGUUUGCUUGCUCCUCUCUUUUGGUGCCGAUUGCCAUUUGAAGGACAAUGAUGGUAUGACGGCAUUGGCAUUAGCUGAGAGGGAAAACCAGCAUGAAACUGCUCAAGUAUUAAAAGGUCAUGUCAGAAGGGCCCUGUCUGACCCCACGCAACAACAAAAUUUACUUGAUAAAUAUCUCACAACAGUCAAUCAUGAUCUUGUUGAUGUUAUUCUUAUAGAGCACCUACUAAAGGAAAUAUGCAAGGACUCUACAGAAGGUGCUAUAAUUGUCUUCCUUCCAGGAUGGGAGGAUAUAAAUAAAACCAGAGAGAGGUUACAUGCAAACUCUUUCUUUGCAGAUACAUCUAGGUUUUUGAUAAUCUCUCUUCAUUCUAUGGUUCCACCGGGUGAGCAAAAGAAGGUUUUUAAUCGCCCCCCUCGAGGUUGCCGCAAAAUAGUCCUUUCAACUAACAUAGCAGAAAGUUCCAUUACUAUUGAUGAUGUUGUCUAUGUCAUAGACAGUGGGCGAAUGAAAGAAAAAAGCUAUGAUCCUUAUAACAAUGUGUCCACUCUUCAAACUUCAUGGAUAUCGAAGGCAAGUGCAAAGCAAAGGGAGGGACGUGCAGGCCGCUGUCAGCCUGGAAUAUGUUACCAUCUUUAUUCAACAGUCCGAGCAGCUUCUCUACCUGACUUUCAUGUUCCUGAAAUCAGGAGAAUACCAAUUGAAGAGCUCUGUCUGCAGGUGAAGCUAUUGGAUCCCAAUUGCAAGAUACAGGAUUUUCUGCAGAAGACUCUGGAUCCGCCGAUUUCUGAGUCCAUCAGCAAUGCAAUUGGUGUUCUUGAAGAGAUUGGUGCUUUAUCAGCAGAUGAGCAGUUGACAGAACUCGGGAAAAAGCUGGGCUGCUUACCUGUUCAUCCGUUAAUCAGCAGAAUGCUCUUCUUUGCUGUCUUGAUGAAUUGCCUUGAGCCUGCUUUGACUAUAGCAUGUGCUGCUGACUAUAAAGACCCGUUUACACUCCCUAUAUCACUGGAUGAGAAGAAAAGGGCAAAUGCUCGUAGGCUCGAGCUUGCUUCUAUAUAUGGUGGAUACAGCGAUCAGCUAGCGGUGGUAGCAGCUUAUGAUUGCUGGAGGAAUGCUAAGGAAAGAGGGCAAGCAGCAAGGUUUUGUUCUGAUUAUUAUGUGUCCCCUGGCACCAUGAACAUGCUGCAUGGUAUGCGUAAGCAUCUCCAAGGGGAGCUUAUUCGUAAUGGCGUUGUACCACAAGAUGUCUCAAGAUGCAGCACGAAUGCGCAUGAUCCUGGCAUAAUUCGUGCUGUUCUUGUGGCUACUGUGUAUCCGAAUGUUGGGAAAUUCUUGCCGCCUAAAAAUGGUAAACGUGGUGUCAUACAGACCACAGAUGGUGCUAAAGUUCGGUUGCAUCCUCAUUCUCUUAAUUUCCGAUUAUCAACUAAAAGAAGCGAGGACUGCCCCCUGGUAAUAUAUGAUGAGGUGACUCGUGGAGAUGGUGGCACACAUAUAAGGAACUUUACUGUUGUUGGUCCACUCUCCCUUCUCCUCCUUGCUACAGAAAUUGCAGUUGCUCCUGCAAAUGACGAUGUCGAUGGCUAUGACGAUAAAGAAGGAAGUGAUGUUGCUGACACGGAUAGUGACGCUGAAGAUGGAAUAGAAAUUGAUGAUGAUGAGUAUAAUGGCAAGAAACUCAUGUCUGCUCCUGAUAAUUCUGUGAUUGUUGUUAUGGACAGGUGGCUUCUUUUCCGAUCGUCAGCCAUCGAUGUUGCUCAGAUUUACUGCUUGAGAGAGCGGUUAUCUGCUGCAAUCUUAUUCAGAGUUAGUAAUUCUUCAGUAUGAACUGGAUUGGUUGUUAGGUGUAGAGAUGAGGUUCUGUUUCUUCCACUAAUUUCUUUUAACUCUGAUCUGGUUUGUGUGGUUGUUCCAGGUAACUCAUCCCCGAAAGGCGCUUCCACCUGCUCUUGAAGUCUCUAUGAAUGCAAUAGCUCGUGUUCUCUCUAAUGAUGGGCUAUCUGGGAUUCCCUUGCCGAUCCAAUUUCACGGGAUUGUCAACGGUGGAGAUAUCCAGAAGAACAAGCAUAACGCGAAGUGAGCGGAGAGUUGAUAAAUCCAAUUCCAGUUGGCCUUCACUGAUCAACUGUUCCCUGGUCCAGAGCUUCCUAGUUCUUGUUACAGGGCUUAUUAUAGGCAACUGCACACUGGCCUGAUCUCAGGGUAGUUCGUGGUUUGUUUAGCUGCAGUGGACAAAAUCACAGUCAACACAGCGGGGAGGCGGGUUAGGGGUAUCCUCUGAUGCAGCCAUUAAACAAACCACGUACGAAGCUCCAAUAGUAUGUAGCAAAGUUAAUUAGGAUUAUGAUUUUGUCAGGAAGAAGAUUUUAAUAGACUGUGUAUUGCAGACAGUAGAUAGUAAUAGUACGAUAAUAUGAUGACUUGAGACAUCUAAAAGAUUGUAAUGGCCUUUUUGUCACUCUAAUAGUCAUACAGUAUAACUCAAACCAAUGACACUUAUAGGGUUCCUCUCUUACAUGGUGAACGCGCACAGAGAAGGUUAUUGAGUAG